GGGCCUCAGAGUCCCGGGCAGCCCGCGCGCUCUGCAGGAGCUGCCGCCGCCCGCGCCUCCGCGGUCUCGCCGCUUCUUCAGCAGAGACCCGGGCUCGGCCGCCAUGUCCGCCACGGAGGAGGUUGACGGGCUGGGCGUGGCCCGGCCGCACUAUGGCUCUGUCCUGGAUAAUGAGAGACUCACUGCGGAGGAGAUGGAUGAAAGAAGACGUCAGAACGUGGCUUAUGAGUAUCUUUGUCAUUUGGAAGAAGCCAAGAGGUGGAUGGAAGCAUGCCUUGGGGAAGAUCUGCCUCCUACCACAGAACUGGAGGAGGGACUUAGAAAUGGGGUCUACCUUGCCAAGCUGGGAAACUUCUUCUCUCCCAAAGUGGUGUCCCUGAAGAAAAUCUAUGACCGAGAGCAGACCAGAUACAAGGCAACUGGCCUCCACUUCAGACACACUGAUAAUGUGAUUCAGUGGUUGAAUGCCAUGGAUGAGAUUGGAUUGCCUAAGAUUUUUUACCCAGAAACUACAGAUAUCUAUGAUCGAAAGAACAUGCCGAGAUGUAUCUAUUGUAUCCAUGCGCUCAGUUUGUACCUGUUCAAACUCGGCCUGGCUCCUCAGAUUCAAGACCUCUAUGGAAAGGUUGACUUCACAGAGGAAGAAAUUAACAACAUGAAGAUUGAACUGGAGAAGUAUGGGAUCCAGAUGCCUGCCUUCAGCAAGAUUGGGGGCAUCCUGGCUAAUGAACUCUCAGUGGAUGAAGCUGCACUACAUGCGGCUGUUAUUGCUAUUAACGAAGCUGUUGACCGUAGAAUUCCAGCUGAUACGUUUGCAGCUUUGAAAAACCCCAAUGCCAUGCUUAUAAAUCUUGAAGAACCCUUGGCUUCCACCUACCAGGAUGUGCUUUACCAGGCCAAGCAGGACAAAAUGACAAAUGCUAAGAACAAGACAGAUAACUCUGAAAGAGAAAGGGAUGUUUAUGAGGAGCUGCUCACUCAAGCUGAAAUUCAAGGCAAUAUAAACAAAGUCAACACAUUUUCUGCAUUAGCAAAUGUAGACCUGGCUUUGCAGCAGGGAGCUGCUGUGGCCUUGUUCAAGGUUCUGCAGUCGCCGGCUCUGGGCCUCCAAGCGCUGCAGCAGCAGAACAGUGACUGGUACCUCAAGCAGCUGCAGAGUGACCGACAGCAGAAGAGACAGGGUGGUCAGGCCGAUCCCCUGCAGAAGGAGGAGCUACAGUCUGGAGUGGAUGCUGCCAAUAGUGCUGCCCAGCAAUAUCAGAGAAGACUGGCAGCAGUGGCGGCAAUCAAUGCUGCAAUCCAGAAGGGUGUUGCUGAGAAGACUGUUCUGGAACUAAUGAAUCCUGAGGCCCAGCUGCCCCAGGUGUAUCCGUUUGCUGCUGAUCUUUAUCAGAAAGAGCUGGCUACCCUGCAGCAGCAGAGUCCUGAGCACAGCCUCACCCAUCCUGAGCUCUCUGUGGCCGUUGAGAUGUUGUCAUCGGUGGCCCUCAUCAACAGGGCGCUGGAGUCAGGGGACAUGAAUACAGUGUGGAAACAGCUGAGCAGUUCAGUUACAGGCCUUACCAAUAUUGAGGACGAGAACUGCCAGAGGUAUCUCGAUGAGCUGAUGAAGCUGAAAGCUCAGGCACAUGCAGAAAAUAAUGAAUUUAUUUCAUGGAAUGACAUCCAAGCCUGUGUGGACCAUGUGAAUCUGGUGGUGCAGGAGGAACAUGAGAGGAUUUUAGCCAUCGGUUUAAUUAAUGAAGCCCUGGACGAAGGGGAUGCCCAGAAGACUCUGCAGGCCCUGCAGAUUCCUGCAGCUAAACUUGAGGGGGUCCUUGCAGAAGUGGCCCAGCAUUACCAAGACACACUGAUCAGAGCCAAGAGAGAGAAGGCCCAGGAAACCCAGGAUGAGUCAGCUGUGUUAUGGCUGGAUGAAAUCCAAGGUGGAAUCUGGCAGUCUAACAAAGACACCCAGGAGGCACAGAAGUUUGCCUUAGGAAUUUUUGCCAUCAAUGAGGCAGUAGAUAGCGGCGAUGUUGGCAAAACACUGGGUGCCCUCCGUUCCCCUGAUGUCGGCUUGUAUGGCGUCAUCCCCGAAUGUGGUGAAACUUACCAGAGUGACCUUGCUGAAGCCAAGAAGAAAAAACUGGCAGCAGGAGAUAAUAACAGCAAGUGGGUGAAGCACUGGGUGAAAGGUGGAUAUUAUUACUACCACAAUCUGGAGACCCAGCAAGGAGGAUGGGAUGAACCCCCAGACUUCGUGCAAAAUUCUGUGCAGCUUUCUCGGGAGGAGAUACAGAGCUCCAUCUCCGGGGUGACUGCUGCAUAUAACCGGGAACAGCUUUGGCUGGCCAAUGAAGGCUUGAUCACCAAGCUGCAGGCUUGUUGUCGUGGAUACUUAGUCCGACAGGAAUUCCGAGCCAGGAUGAAUUUCCUGAAGAAACAAAUCCCUGCCAUCACCUGCAUUCAGUCACAGUGGAGAGGAUACAAGCAGAAGAAGGCAUAUCAGGACCGUUUAGCUUACCUGCGCUCCCAUAAGGAUGAAGUUGUAAAGAUUCAGUCCCUGGCAAGGAUGCAUCAAGCUAGAAAGCGCUAUAGAGAUCGCUUGCAGUACUUCCGAGACCAUAUAAAUGACAUUAUCAAAAUCCAGGCUUUUAUUCGGGCAAACAAAGCUCGUGAUGACUACAAGACUCUGAUCAAUGCUGAGGACCCUCCUAUGAUUGUGGUCCGAAAAUUUGUCCACCUGCUUGACCAAAGUGACCAGGAUUUUCAGGAAGAGAUUGAUCUUAUGAAGAUGCGGGAAGAAGUCAUUACCCUCAUUCGUUCAAAUCAGCAGCUGGAAAAUGACCUCAAUCUGAUGGAUAUCAAAAUUGGACUGCUAGUGAAAAACAAAAUCACACUGCAGGAUGUGGUUUCCCACAGUAAAAAGCUUACCAAAAAAAAUAAGGAACAGUUGUCUGAUAUGAUGAUGAUAAAUAAACAGAAGGGAGGUCUCAAGGCUUUAAGUAAGGAGAAGAGAGAGAAAUUGGAAGCCUAUCAACACCUGUUUUAUCUAUUGCAGACCAACCCCACCUAUCUGGCAAAGCUGAUUUUUCAGAUGCCCCAGAACAAGUCCACCAAGUUCAUGGACUCCGUCAUCUUCACACUGUACAACUACGCCUCCAACCAGCGGGAGGAGUACCUGCUCCUGCGGCUCUUUAAGACGGCGCUCCAGGAGGAGAUCAAGUCAAAAGUAGAUCAGAUUCAAGAGAUUGUGACAGGAAAUCCUACAGUUAUUAAGAUGGUUGUAAGCUUCAACCGCGGUGCCCGGGGCCAGAACGCCUUGAGACAAAUCUUGGCCCCGGUCGUGAAGGAGAUUAUGGACGACAAAUCUCUCAACAUCAAAACUGAUCCUGUUGAUAUUUACAAAUCUUGGGUUAAUCAAAUGGAGUCUCAGACAGGAGAGGCAAGCAAACUACCCUAUGACGUGACCCCUGAGCAGGCUCUGGCUCAUGAAGAAGUCAAGACACGGCUGGACAACUCCAUCAGGAACAUGCGGGCCGUGACGGACAAGUUCCUGUCAGCCAUCAUCAGCUCUGUGGACAAAAUCCCGUACGGGAUGCGCUUCAUUGCCAAGGUGCUGAAGGACUCGCUGCACGAGAAGUUCCCUGACGCCGGUGAGGAUGAGCUUCUGAAGAUUGUUGGAAACUUGCUUUACUAUCGAUACAUGAAUCCAGCCAUUGUUGCUCCUGACGCCUUUGACAUCAUUGACCUGUCAGCAGGAGGCCAGCUUACCACAGACCAGCGCCGAAAUCUUGGCUCCAUUGCAAAGAUGCUCCAGCAUGCAGCUUCCAAUAAGAUGUUUCUGGGAGAUAAUGCUCACUUAAGCAUCAUUAAUGAAUAUCUUUCCCAGUCCUACCAGAAAUUCAGACGGUUUUUCCAAGCUGCUUGUGAUGUCCCUGAGCUCCAGGAUAAAUUUAAUGUGGAUGAGUACUCCGAUUUAGUGACCCUCACCAAACCAGUGAUCUACAUUUCCAUCGGGGAAAUCGUCAACACCCAUACUCUCCUGUUAGAUCACCAGGAUGCCAUCGCUCCGGAGCACAAUGAUCCAAUCCAUGAACUGCUGGAUGACCUUGGCGAGGUGCCCACCAUCGAGUCCCUGAUAGGAGAAAGCUCUGGCAAUUUAAGUGACGCAAAUAAGGAGGCCCUGGCGAAGACAGAAGUAUCCCUCACAUUGACCAACAAGUUUGAUGUGCCUGGAGAUGAAAAUGCAGAAAUGGAUGCUCGGACUAUCUUGCUGAACACAAAACGUUUAAUCGUGGAUGUCAUCAGGUUCCAGCCAGGAGAGACCUUGACAGAAAUCCUGGAAACACCAGCCACUAGCGAACAGGAAGCGGAGCAUCAGAGGGCCAUGCAAAGACGUGCUGUCCGCGAUGCCAAAACUCCUGACAAGAUGAAAAAGUCCAGAUCUGUAAAGGAAGACAGCAACCUUAGUCUUCAGGAGAAGAAAGAGAAGAUCCAGUUGGGCUUGAAGAAGCUAACAGAGUUCGGGACUGUGGACCCAAAGAACAGAUACCAGGAGCUGAUCAACGACAUUGCCAGGGAUAUUCGGAAUCAGCGGAGAUACCGGCAGAGAAGAAAGGCUGAACUGGUGAAACUGCAACAAACGUACGCUGCUCUGAACUCCAAGUCCACGUUUUAUGGAGAGCAGGUGGAUUACUAUAAAAGCUACAUCAAAACCUGCUUGGACAACUUAGCCAGCAGGGGCAAGGUCUCCAAAAAGCCUAGGGAAAUGAAAGGAAAGAAGAGCAAAAAGAUUUCUCUGAAAUACACAGCAGCAAGACUGCAUGAAAAAGGAGUUCUUCUGGAAAUUGAAGACCUGCAAGUCAGCCAGUUUAAAAACGUUAUCUUUGAAAUUAGUCCAACAGAAGAAGUUGGAGACUUUGAAGUGAAAGCCAAAUUCAUGGGAGUCCAAAUGGAGACGUUUAUGUUACAUUACCAGGACCUGCUGCAGCUCCAAUAUGAGGGCGUUGCGGUCAUGAAAUUAUUUGAUAGAGCGAAAGUAAACGUCAACCUUCUGAUCUUCCUCCUCAACAAAAAGUUCUACGGGAAAUAAUCGACCACUUGCUGCCAGCCCAGAAGGAUGAAGGAAAGACGCACCUCCUGGCUACCUUCCCAGGGUCUCUCAAAGGCCCAGCCCACAAGUAAUGCCUCAAUUUGACAGACUCCCAGGGCCACAUUCCUGACUCCUCCCACUUUGAGGGGGCAUUUAUUACCCUUUUUUCAUUGUGAAAUUGUAUUUUAGGCUUAGUCUGGCCCUUCUUGUUCCUUCAUUUUCUUCUGUCACUUAAGAAAGAGUGGAGACUCCACUAAAGUCUGUGUUGGGCUCAGAGGUUGCAUUACUAUAUUGUAGGCUUUGGUGUUGUGUUAAUUAGCGAUAGGGGUGGUGGGGUUUGAAUUCUUGCUAUUUAGAAAUAGAAGCUGUUAGCACCAACAACAUAAACACAUAUGAGACACAAUCAAAAUGUAGGGUUAUCUAUAGUUACUAGGUUGUCAAUUAAAAGUGAAGUUUCUUUAUGUUUCUGUCCCAUCAGGAAAAUUGAAGGACACGGGAUCAUUGGUCCUCUUCCGUUUUGUUCUCCUUUAUGGGCAGAAGCUAAUAGAAGUCACUGUCCUAAGUGCAGAGGAAACAUGUCUAGGAAAGGGAGGUAUUGGUUUUCAGUCUCACCCUUACCCUUGGACAGUUCUGUCAGAGUAACUCAUCAGUGGGUGGGAGAGUCCCACGGGUAAGAUUCAGCUCUUUGGGUAAUUCAGGACCGUCUGGUACCCGCUCGUUUGUGUUGGGGACAGAUGGACUAGAUUCAGGAAGACAGCCCGCUCCGUCCCUGUGGCAAAGGAAGGGGUUAGCCCUUGCGUAGAAUAUAAUUGUUUUCAGAACUGUUUUAUAUCUUAAGAGUGCCUUAUUAAAGUAUAGAUUUAUUUCUUAAAAUGUGGGUGGUAGGAAUUUUAAAGAUUUAUAUUAUGCUUCAAAAGCCUUUAAAAUACUGUAAGAAGAGGUUUUUAAAAAUUGGCUUAUCUGUAUAUCUGAACUCUUAAAGCUUUCUUAGAGCUAAAACACUAGGAUUUAUCUGCAAGGUUGCAGAGAUAGUCCUGCCUUCAAUAGACUGAAACAAAAACAAACAAAACCAAGCAGUUGAUGUUACACUUGAUAUUAAAAUCUAUUUUUCCCCAUUGCUUACUCUUUUACUGCCCACACUGUGCCAUCAUUCUGUGAGCUCCAGUUUUCUGGGUUUAGUCAAAAAACAAUUGAGUUUUAAAAAUUGAUUUUAGGAAGCUUUUGUUCUUAGAUCAUAUACUUAAAAAAAUCUACCCAGGAAAAUAUAUUGAAAUCAUGCUAUUGAGCCUCCAUUUUCUCUGAUGUUUUGGUUCAGUAUUUUUUAUCAUAAAACUUAAACUAACAUUUAAAAAUUUACUGAUGUAUAUUUAAAGCCAAUAAACUGUUUCGCUAAUAACAGAUUAUGUGAUGUGUCCCUAAUACAAGUGCAAGUAUUGGAGACGUGUUUUUCACGCCAGUCUGCCCGGUCUCAUGCACCAGUGCGGGUGUGAGCUGCCUGAGCGCACAGCCUCCGGGCGGCCCCCUCGCACGCGGGGGACUAGCUGCGGUGGGCAGCACCAUGACCAGAGUCUCACUGCCCUGACCUGGUUUUUUUGUUGUGUUUUGGAGAUAAUUUUUUGAUGCAGAUUUUCCUCAUAUUAAAAGAAGACGCUGUCUCAAGCAGCAUCAACUCAGAAACUGAGACCAGUGUGCCAGCCCUUUACCCUGAUACGCUUGUGGGGCCCCAAAGGCCACAUCCAUGGCAGACAAUGAGCAGAGUUUACAACUCCUUUAAAAUCAGGAUGUUUCAACUAUUUGUCAGGAUUGUAGUUCCCUUGACCCGCCUCCAAUGCAAAGUAGCACAAAAUGGACUUGCAGAGCCUCGGUGGCAGCUGUGUAGAGCUGGUGGUGACAGCCUGGGCAUGCCCCAGGGACGCAGGCUGCGGCGUCGCAACCGUGUGACUCUGGCCACUGUCACUUACUCGCUGUAGCACUCUCUCAUCUCUCAGUUUCUCUGACCUUAGCUUGGAACAGCCAUCGUGACAUUUACCAUGACUUGACCUCCUCCCAGGAAUUUGGACUGCCCGUCAGAUGGCUGCUGCACACAGUUGCCUUUGUAUCUGUAUGAAAUAAAGGGUCAUUCGUUCA
Messenger RNA from Manis pentadactyla (Chinese pangolin), 7204 nucleotides. RefSeq names its product IQ motif containing GTPase activating protein 1 (gene IQGAP1). NCBI's taxonomy places the organism in Eukaryota, Metazoa, Chordata, Mammalia, Pholidota, Manidae. Gene Ontology annotation, cellular component: cytoplasm; nucleus. The record is from RefSeq and is a predicted model, not a curated record. The transcript has 38 exons. Gene Ontology annotation, molecular function: actin filament binding; GTPase activator activity; calmodulin binding. Gene Ontology annotation, biological process: regulation of GTPase activity; regulation of actin cytoskeleton organization. Bases 104 to 5077 code for a protein of 1657 amino acids.